This is a messenger RNA of Kwoniella mangroviensis CBS 8507, 666 nucleotides long. RefSeq lists its product as uncharacterized. Bases 1 to 666 code for a protein of 221 amino acids. The transcript is spliced from 4 exons. Lineage: Eukaryota; Fungi; Basidiomycota; Tremellomycetes; Tremellales; Cryptococcaceae. The record is from RefSeq and is a predicted model, not a curated record.
AUGACAACCUCACUAUUCAAAAGUACAAUCCACAAACAUUCCAGUGUAGGAGAUAUCUGGUUCAGAUCGGAGGACGGCAUCCUUUUCGGGAUCUGCCAACAUCGCAUAGCUCAAAGGAGUACGGUCAUAUCUGACAUGCUAGAGCCUCCCCCUCUUCAGGCGAGCCCGAUAGAUAUUGAGCUGUCCACCGGCCUGCUCGAGAUACUACUAGACUACGUCACGUCAUUGCAUCCAAAAGAGCUCGAGACAAACUUCAACGAUACUAAGGCUCUUUUCCUGGCUUGCGAAAAAUGGGGAAUCGAACAUACCAUUUUGGCGAAGUUCAGACAAAGGAUGUAUGAUCUCAGUAUCGAUGAUCCAUGGGAUUUACUUGUAUGGGCAUCGGAGCGGGAUGAUAGACAUAUGGCUCGAGCAGCGUUGGAGAAGAUGACCCCUGAGACAUUCGCUAGGGGUAAAAGGACAUACUGGGAGAAAUCCUCUUUCUGGAUGAGUUUGGACGAGCUGCCACCCCCAUGGCAAUGGCGCCUUCUGAGAGCGGCACUCGAUGACCCUACCGAGGGGGUCGUGACUCGCUACGAAAAGUAUGAAUGGACAUCGAGAAAGAAAAUGCCAUGGAAAGAUGGAAGUAAGAUGUUUGAGCAGAGAAAGGGUGAACAUCCCGGUUAG